Cadophora gregata is the source of this 917-nucleotide messenger RNA. RefSeq lists its product as uncharacterized. Lineage: Eukaryota; Fungi; Ascomycota; Leotiomycetes; Helotiales; Ploettnerulaceae. The coding region runs from base 45 to 917 and encodes 290 amino acids. The record is from RefSeq and is a predicted model, not a curated record. The transcript has a single exon.
CCUCAGAGCUCUCUCCUCGCAAUUCCUUCUACCACACCACAAAUAUGGACGCCCACGCGCUCCUCACAUCCCAAGGAUGGCGCGGAACCGGCAAUUCUCUUCAUCCAACGAGCAACACAAUCGGGCUCUCACGACCUCUCCUCGUAUCCAAGAAAGUCGAUAACCUGGGUAUCGGCAAGAAGCAGCACAGAACAAGCGAUAUGUGGUGGAUGAACGCAUUCGACAGCUCGUUGAAAGGCCUUGAUACGUCGAAAGACGGGCAGGUCAUACAGACUGUGACGAGUGGUGGACUGGAUAUGGUUCAGAAAGCCGGCGCGAAAUGGGUUGGCAGUAAAGGCGGGCUGUAUUCAAGUUUUGUAAGGGGUGAGGGGUUGGGUGGUACGAUUAAUCCGGAGGAGAGUACAGAGAGUGAGUCUGGGAAGGAUGUUGCUAGUGGUAGUGGGGAGAAAAAGACGAAGAGGGGUGGGGAGGAGGAAAGUAAAGAAGAGAGGAGGGCGAGGAAGGCGGCGAAGAAGGCGCUGAAGGCUGAGAGGGUAGAAUUGGUUAUAGAGGAGUCUACACCGACUCAGACGGACUCCGAGACGAAAGAAGAGCGAAAAGCUCACAGAGCUGCGAAAAAAGCCGGGCAAAAGGUUGAAGAGAGGGUGGUAGAGGUUGAGGUAGAAUCUGCACAGAAGUCUGAGACGAAAGAAGAGCGCAAGGCGAGGAAAGCUGCAGAGCGUGAGGCAAAGGAACAACAAUCGAAAGUUGUCGACGAGCCAACAGAUGACGUCGAGAUGGCAGAUGUACAGGAAACAAAAGAGGAACGAAAAGAGCGCAGGCGGCUGAAGAAGCUUGCAAAAGAGGCACAAGAAAAGCAGGGAUCGACAGAUGAUUCCUCAGAGAAAGCCAAAAAGAAGAAGCGAAGGAAGGAUUGA